AUGGCUUUUUGGGGGUUGCCAACGCUCCUAAUCAAGGUUGCGAUCGGUGUACUUUUACUUCGAUUUAUAAUCAUCUACUCCCAUCGCUGGUUUCUCAACGCACUCUCUCACGAACCAGGACCCUUCAUCGCAAAAUUCACCGACUGGUACGGCGCGUAUCAUAGUGCUCUCGGCCAACUUCACAUCCGCACACUGGAAGCGCAUAAACGCUAUGGAUCUGCAUUCCGCGGAGGCCCCAACAAGAUGGUGUUCAACACGGUCACCGCUUUCCAUGCUCCUGGGGUCUUCAACAUCCACACGGCUAUCGACAAAGAGCUGCACAGGUUCAAGCGCCGCAUGAUCAGCCAAGGGCUCUCGGACCCGUGCAUGCGCGAGUUCGAGCCCAGCCUGCUCGAGCACGUGGACAAAUUUGUCCGGAACAUUGCACGAGCCGCCUCGGCACAACCAGGGCAAUGGUCGGCGCCGGUAAACAUGUCGGAGCAGUGCAAAUAUCUCGGCUUCGAUAUCAUGGGCGAGUUCGGCUUCGGUCAGUCUUUUGGCUUGCUGGACGGCCCCACGAACCGCUUCUUGAUCGAUGCCGUGACAGCAGCAAGUCACCGGUCGGCGGUAUACGGCCAGUUUCCUGAUCUCGCCAAGGUCAAGUUGGAAAAGAUACUGUACCCACGCGCCUCGUCCAUGCGCAUGAAGUACAUGACUCUGAUGACCCGGCUCCUGCGCGAGAGACUGGAGGCUGAGGAAGACGGACGCGCCAAGCGAGACCUAUUCUCCUUCAUCGUGCACGCCACCGACGAGGAGACGGGGCGGAGUUUCUCGCAAGCCGAGCUCUGGUCUGAGGCACGAUUCCUACUGAUCGCGGGGUCAGACACCACCUCUACCGGGCUCACGGCGCUGUUCUUCUAUCUCUCGAGGUAUCCGGAGUGCUAUGACAAGGUUGCACGGGAAGUGCGCAGCACGUUCCGCUCUGGACACGAGAUCCAUUGCGGAUUGAACUCAAAGAUGCCACAGUGCGUCUAUCUACGAGCUUGUAUCGAUGAAGCGAUGCGCAUGACGCCUCCUGCGGGAGGAGUCCUGUGGAGAGAGGUCUCUAAAGGUAGCGGUGGUAUUGUCAUAGACGGCCACUAUGUUCCAGAGGGCUGUGACGUAGGGGCCUCCAUCUACUGCGUCCAGCACAACGAAGAGUACUUCCCGGACUCGUUCUCUUUCUGUCCAGACCGCUGGAUCGUAUCCGAGGGCAAUCCCAAGGAGAAGAUAGAGUUGGCGAGACAGGCUUUCGUACCGUUUUCUCUGGGACCGCGCGGGUGUCCAGGAAAAACUAUGGCUUACAUGGAAUUGAGCACUGCGAUGGCGAAAGCGCUGUGGUACUUUGAUUUUGAAGCUGCAGAUGGGGAUCUCGGCGUUGUUGGUGCCGGGAAGCUCGGCGGGCCCCCGGGCAGACAACGUCCGAACGAGUUUCAGCUCAUUGAUCACUUGACUAGUACCCACGAUGGCCCAUACAUAAAGUACAAGCUACGUGAGGACGUCUCGGAGCUCCUGCGGUAG
This is a messenger RNA of Paraphaeosphaeria sporulosa, 1539 nucleotides long. RefSeq names its product cytochrome P450. The record is from RefSeq and is a predicted model, not a curated record. Gene Ontology annotation, molecular function: iron ion binding; monooxygenase activity; heme binding. NCBI's taxonomy places the organism in Eukaryota, Fungi, Ascomycota, Dothideomycetes, Pleosporales, Didymosphaeriaceae. The coding region runs from base 1 to 1539 and encodes 512 amino acids. The transcript is spliced from 4 exons.